AUGGAGGGAAGGGAAUCGAAUCGACUCGAAUCGGUUCGAAUCGACUCGAAUCGGUUCGAAUCGGUUCGAAUCGACUCGAAUCGGUUCGAAUCGGUUCGAAUCGACUCGAAUCGGUUCGAAUCGACUCGAAUCGGAUCGAAUCAAGCGGGUAGCUAACAAGAGUCAAGCGGGUAGCUAACAAAAAUUUUUUAAAAAAGUUACAGAUUUGGACAAAUCCAAAAAUGUAAAAAAGCUUAGUAAGCCACCCAGAAGCAACUUUAAAGCUAAAAAAAUUGAAAGAAAAUUUUUAACACUGUUAAAAAGAGCUUAGGCUUAGUAACCACCCAGAAGUAACUGUGAAGGCGAAAACCCCAAUUUUUCAUUCCAGAUUUUUAUUAAAAAUUUAAAAAAAAAAAUGGAGGGAAGGGAAUCGAAUCGACUCGAAUCGGUUCGAAUCGACUCGAAUCGGUUCGAAUCGGUUCGAAUCGACUCGAAUCGGUUCGAAUCGGUUCGAAUCGACUCGAAUCGGUUCGAAUCAAGCGGGUAGCUAACAAGAGUCAAGCGGGUAGCUAA
Caenorhabditis angaria is the source of this 552-nucleotide messenger RNA. The record is from the annotation of a GenBank genome assembly. NCBI's taxonomy places the organism in Eukaryota, Metazoa, Nematoda, Chromadorea, Rhabditida, Rhabditidae.